Molecule: messenger RNA, 10584 nt
Organism: Corvus hawaiiensis (hawaiian crow)
Lineage: Eukaryota; Metazoa; Chordata; Aves; Passeriformes; Corvidae
Gene: GPR12
Product: G protein-coupled receptor 12
Exons: 2
Coding region: 136-1140 (334 amino acids)
Biological process (GO): G protein-coupled receptor signaling pathway
Cellular component (GO): membrane
Molecular function (GO): G protein-coupled receptor activity
Source: RefSeq, a predicted model, not a curated record
CCCGCGCCGCGCCGGCCCCGCUGGCGCCUGGAAGGGACCGCGGCGACCCCUCCGUGCCUCGUCCUCCUCCUCCUCCUUCCUUCAUCCAUCCUUCCUCCGACCCGCCGGCGGACAGCCCAGAAGACAGGGGUUAAAAUGAAUGAAGAUCUGAAGGUUAAUUUGAGCUGGCUGCCUCAGGAUCAUAUAGAAGCCAGCUCUACAGAGAAUGCCUCAGCUGCAGGCUCCUCCCUCGUUCCUGCCGUAGACCCUAAGCCAGAGCUUUUGGUAAACCCCUGGGACAUUGUCUUGUGUACUUCAGGGACCCUUAUCUCCUGCGAAAAUGCCGUUGUGGUUCUGAUCAUUUUCCAUAAUCCCAGUCUUCGCGCCCCCAUGUUCCUCCUGAUAGGCAGCCUGGCGCUGGCAGAUCUCUUAGCAGGCAUUGGAUUGAUCAUCAAUUUUGUUUUUGCCUACCUUCUGCAGUCAGAAGCUAUGAAACUGGUUACGAUUGGACUGAUUGUUGCCUCUUUCUCAGCAUCUGUUGGCAGCUUGCUGGCUAUCACUGUUGAUCGUUACCUCUCCCUGUAUUAUGCUCUGACUUACAAUUCAGAGAGGACUGUCACUUUUACCUAUGUCAUGCUUAUAUUGCUCUGGGGAGCAUCUAUCUGUAUUGGACUGCUGCCUGUAAUGGGCUGGAACUGCCUCAGAGAUGAAUCUACCUGCAGUGUUAUCAGACCACUCACUAAAAAUAAUGCAGCUGUCCUUUCGGUCUCUUUCUUGCUUAUGUUUGCCCUCAUGCUGCAGCUCUACAUUCAGAUCUGUAAAAUUGUGAUGCGCCAUGCCCAUCAGAUUGCCUUGCAACACCAUUUCCUGGCCACUUCCCACUAUGUGACCACCCGAAAAGGAGUGUCUACUUUGGCCAUUAUUUUGGGGACUUUUGCUGCUUGCUGGAUGCCUUUUACGCUCUAUUCUUUAAUAGCAGAUUACACCUAUCCUUCUAUAUACACCUAUGCCACCCUCCUGCCAGCUACCUACAAUUCCAUCAUCAAUCCUGUAAUAUAUGCUUUUAGAAACCAGGAGAUACAGAAAGCACUUUGGCUCGUCUGUUGUGGUUGUAUUCCUUCUAACCUGUCUCAGAGGGCAAGAUCACCCAGUGAUGUCUGAUUGGCAGCCAGGAGGACGCUCCUUAACAUGUUACUUUCCAGACAUUCUGUCUUUGGUUUAGAUGCAUUCAUUAAAUGGUGUGUGAUGGGUUCACAUAAAAACCACAGGAUGGACGGACCUUUUUGUAAACAGAAAACCCCAGCGACCGAAAUCAAUCAAGUGGUUUAAGGAAGAUUUCCAAAAUCAAAAUAAUCAGUGUUCUUACAGACUUAUGAUGUUGCUCAGGGUCCUUUUUGUCAUAUUACCCAGACUUUGCCAUGUUUGCCAUGAUUUUACAUUAAGUUUUCUAAUUAAAAUUAGAUUGAAAUAGCAUACUUCUUUAAAAUCAUUUAGGUGAUUGAGUUUAGUCAUACUGCAUGUUACAAUCUGUUGUUAGGAUAUUUUUUCCUCUUUAAUUUUUUUUAAAAUGGAAAAAAACCCAAACCAAGUCCUGUUACCCCAUCUGUAUAUCAUGAGAAUACUCUUCAAAAUAAUGGCCAAUUGUACUGAUUUAUAUGGUAUUUAUUGUAAUAAUCUCAGUGCAACAAAUUUGCUUUAAGUGAGAAAGUAUUUGUGCAGCUUUUUAUUUUACAUCUCAGCAUGAAUUAGGUUGACAAUUGUUUUCAAGAGUUACCUGUUCUCUCAUGUGGCUGGGUGUUAAAGCAAGAGAUAUGCGUUGCUUUCCUUUUCAAAAGUCAGACGUAUGUUUUCACUUGCAUGUUGGACAUUGGAGCUAUGCUGUUGAUUUUAAAACUGACGGGGGUAUCUUUGAAAUUGAUGAAAUAAUAUGGCCUCUUUCGGCUAUGCAUUUGUAAUAGAUUGAAAACUAGGUUUCUCAGACAAGUUUAUCUUUUCAGAAGAGUAUAAGAAAUGUUUCAUAAAACAACCUACAAAUUGUGUGCAGCACGUUUUUAGCACUACAUGAAAUGGUUCCCCUGCAUUUGUUAUCAAGUCAAAACUAUUACCAUUUGUUUUCACUGUUCUCCUAUGUAAUUUUAAAUACCAACAUUUAUAAAUUCUCAAAGCAUAUCUGGUUCAAAGUUAUAUGCAACCAGAACUGCAAGAUGAAACAGCGUUUUCUCCUUUUCUGGAAGUUUCAUUCUUUGCACUGUACACACGUCAGUUCACUUAAUUAUAGGACUUCAUUAUAGUGCUGGUCUAGAAAGCAGAGCUUCCUCUCGUGAAUGGUUAAAUUUCAAACUGCUUCUAACCUUCCACUGAAGCCACAUUAGAAUGCACUAGAAAUAAAGCAUUGUUUUCUGAUUUCUUGAAGACUUGAUUGUCAGAGAGAAAAUCUUCCUGGCACUUGUCUUCGUGAAACUUACGGUGUACCCUCAUGUCAGUGCAUGGGAGUUUAGAGUACCGCUUCCAUUAGUGUUGAUGGGAGCUCAGUGUGUUCAUGCCCUGGCAUCAGUAGGAGGUUAUACUCCCUUGAAUGUCAAAGUCUGCAUAUUGUAUUGUUGCUUCAGUACCUUCCAUUAAAAAAAAAAAAAAAUCCAAAACUCAAAUGUAAAAAUAGCAAUAUUUACAGUUCAAUGAAAAAAUAUACCUGUGUAGUAGAGAUAGUAGAGACAACUGUGCUGCUGGUCUGGAUUUUUCCAAAUGGAAUCUGUCCUUUUCAUGUGGACAUCUGGAUGACUGUAGCUUUUUGUGGCAAAGUUUCUGUGACGUUAAGAAUCAUAUGCUAUACACAAAGCUGAAUCUCAAAUGUGAGUUGUCUGUAAACAAGGCUCUGUAGAGAUUUUUAUGAGCAAUAAUUAAUUUUAGUUGCAAUGCUGCGUUUAAAUUCCAUUAUUUAUUUGGUUCAACCUUCAUGAUAUUUGGUUUUUACUUGGUUAUCUGAUUAGCUUAAUAAUUGCAUGGCAUGACCCAGUAGAGCUGUGAAUUUGAAGCUCCCCUGGCUUCCCUGUGAUUUACAGAUGCUCAGCAAAGUUAGACUAUAACCUCUGCUCAGUGUAGGGUAUUGGUGUUCUUCAUCUACUUAUGAAUGAUACUGAAACUCUAGUCAUUGAAUUUUGUUUCAAUUUUUUGUAUAAGAAAUACUUCAUAAAUAUCCAUGCUACAAAUGUGUGCAGUUUUGCAAGUAUGCAAACUAUUGGGAAAUAAUGGCAGUAAAAGUCAUGAGAUGAAUAAUGUAGAGAGGCUAAGUAAUGUAGGAUGGUACUUUUAAAAGAAAAAAUAAGUUAAAGUCAUGCAAACUUUGCUCCCCCUGCUUUUUCCCUUGUUUGUUCUUCUGUAUCAAAUUGCUAAAAGUAUGAUGAAGAUGAGCAGCUACAACUGUGACGAAAAUUCAGUCCUGAGGGCAACUGUUGUUUUCCUUAUGCAGACCUGUUCUCAUCCUCUUGGAUAACCUCACAGGCAUUAGUGUUUUUCUCUAGGCAACACCUGUGUGGUAGGGAAGCCAGAGAAAAACAGCACAGAGGGAGAUAAUGUUGUCUCCUCUUCUCAUGCUGUUUCACCUCGUGUCCUUGUCAUCUUCCUCACUCUACAGGCUGCUCAAUUCUGCAGAGGCUCUCCAGUGUGCCGGGGGAGCCGACCUCUUCCUUGUGCCAGAGCAGAGAGAUUUGUAAUUGGAAGCUUCUCUCCUGAGGAGCAGAGCAAGUCAAACGGAGGAAAGAAGGAUUAAUUAUAGCAAUCCCACAAAGCUAGCUCAUAGGGAUGUGAUUUGCCCUUGUUUGAGGAGUUGUGCAUGGUUACCUUCCACCACAAACAGAUGAGAAACAUGAUUCUGCCUCCCAAGCUACUGCUGUGACCUCCAGUGAGGAUUUUGCCUCUUCCAGAAAUAUGUUCUUAAAUUGAGACUGUGCAGUAUAGGCCAGAAAAUCCUACUGAAAGUCAAUGACAUAGGUUUGCCUGCAGCUCAAAACUUUGCAGUCUGGCCAAACUUUACCAUGGUCUGCAGCACUGGGAUGGGUGCUACAUAACACACCUCUGACUGAGCUCUGGGAAAUAGGGGCAGAGCUGUGGGUACAAAGCUGCCUACCUCACUUGCACAGAAGAAGUGCUUGACAGCCAGCGACCUUUCAGACCCUGCAGAAUUAAGCAACUCUCUGCUGUCCCCUCAGAAUGACAGGGGAGGCCCCCGUUCUGUGUGGUGAGAUGCCAGAUCCAUCCAAGGCCCUCCUGAAACUGGCAGAAAUCCAGCCAAUUUGCAGUUUCUGAUAUUUUGUUGUCCCAUCAAAGGACAACAGUGCAUAAAACCAGGGGGAUUAGAGUCACCAUUCUGUGUACAGUGAAGUCGCUUUCAUAUCUCCUUUGUAAUGACAAAAGAUUGGGGGUUUUUUAACACGUAAUUUGGUUUAAAGAAUAGAAGUUUGUGUUUAUUUAUUAACACACUUGACCCAAAGUUAAUAACAUGUUGUAUCCUGAUGGGAAAACUUUAUUUAGGUAUACAUUUAUCCUCAAAGCUUGGGAGAGGAUUUUUUAAAAUUGUCUUCUUUUUUUUUCUUUUUUUUUUUUUAAACCGUUUCCCCCAAUAGUAGUAUUUCAGCAAUAAGGAGAAAUAUGUUUUUAGCACAAGAGCAAUAAAAUCCUCCAUGAUGUGGAUACUAUAAAUUGCUGAAUAAACUCAGAGCAAUAGAGAGGAAGCAAUAUAUAUUUUAGACAAAAAAAAAGUAACUUGCAUAAGAACUUUCAGUAAGCGUAAGUCUUCCUUUGUUAAGCAGAUGCUAUCAGACCGAUGUGGGACAUUAUUUCUGGUUGAUUUGUUUUGUAAUCAUUGAAUUCCUGAAUAGAAUUACACAGCAAUAACAUUUUACCUUAGUUCUUGGAUCCUGAAUUUGUGCUAUUUGCUGAAAGAAUUAUAUACUGCAGUGGGGAGUUUUAUUCUUUUCAUUGUUUGGCAUUUAGUUGUACAGCAUUCUGUGGAUAAAUUAAUAGUGUUCAGGAUUUCCAGUUGUAACUUAAUCCCAGGAAUACCCGAAUUUGUCAUGCUCAUCAAGAUGGCUAUGAUAAAUGGUGCUAGCCCAUUCUGAAGACAGCUUGUUUAUGAUACCAGUGGAGAAAACCCCUACCAAUACCCAGGCUCUUUGGAAGCAAGCUGAAAGGCCUGAUACUGCUGCUGUAUCUUCCUGCCAUGGACACUCAGCAGUUGCAUCCAUCCUUUAGUGUUCAGGGACCAGCCUUGAGGCAUCUUGGAGUCACUAAAACUCCUCCAUGGACAGCAGUGAACUUUGGCUUAUACCAGGGCUCAUGCUGUCCCCAAAGAGCUAUUAUUCUCUUGCCUCAUUUUCUUAGGGAUUUUUUAGCUUUUAAAAAUAAAAUACAUGUGACUUCAUUUCCCCAAGGUGAUAAGCAACCUGCUGUGUGACUGGAAGUUGGGAUAAAAUAGCAUUGCUACAAAUCAAGCCCCUGAAGCAUAACUACACACUCAUUACUUUAAAAAAAAAGGCGGUUCUGUAACAUUCAGAACAAUGUUUUCAGAAUGUUGACCCUGACUUUUAUGAAGAGAAACUAUAUAUUUGGUCUGGUUUUUCUGUGUACAAUAAAUAAAUAAAAAUAAGAAUUGGACAGAGUAGUUGCUAUUUAAAAACCCACCAGCUAUCCUGUAAUUUUAUCGGAGAUACUGAACAGUUCUAGAUUGGCUUAGCGGUUGUCCAGAGAUGUUCAAUGGAGAAAAAGUAAGAUCCCUCAAUCACUGCUUAUAGGGAACUAAAAGGGAGUGGUAUAAUUUAUAUCUCAUGAAUAAGCAAUAGGUCAGGAAAGAUAAAUUAGGCAUGUGUAUCUCCCUCAUCUGUCAGUAAAAGAAUGAUGGUACUCCCAAUAAACUUGAAAAGGCUCCUCUCUGGAAAUAGUUUUUUGGUACAAGAGGAAAUUACCCCUUAAAACUGGGUGCUUCUCUCUUCUUCAGAUCAAGAAUGUGCAGUUCCUUUUAAUGGAUCAGAAAUCUGGAUGAACUGCACGGAUAUCUGCUUUCAUAUUAAGUGGAUGAGGAAAGAUGAGAGAUGGAAGCCUUUAUGGCAGCCAGGUUCAGUCACUCGGUGCUUGAGCUUGGCCAGGAAGGAUGCUUGAAUAAAUGCAUCCCCUGUGAGAAGGUUAUUUUGAACUGUCCAUUUGGAACCUUACCCGAGGUACACAGAGCACCCGGGAGGGCCCUGGGGCUGUGCCUGUUCUGGGGUGUGGUGCAGCAGUCCUGUGUCCUUGAGGCUGGCAGUACAGCUGCCCCUCUUGAGGGAUGUUCAGAGAGCAGAGAGGAGAUAUGAUCAGAAGUGAGGCCCACCUUCCUUGAAAAUAUUUUCCAUAUUUUAUUCAGAUUAUUACUUUUCUUGUUAGCACAGUCUUGCAUGGCUCCACUUGAAAUCAGAAGAGGGUUUUUGUGGAAAAAUACUGAAAAUUCAAAGUGGGACCACCAGAAGAUUGUUUUACAGUAAGUCAUUAUGUAUUUCUGUUUCUUUUGGGGAGCAGCUAAGCCUGUACCUUUGUAGUAAAUGUUUCUUUGAAAACAAUAUGCCUUUGCACUAAAAAAGUCCAUGCUGCAGUUUAUUCACAAAAUUGUUGUGAUCUUGUAAGCCCCCCAAGAAGAAAGAGUUGCACAUUUCACUGUUAACUUCUUACAAAAGAGAAGGGAAAAAACCAAACCUGAAUGUAGGUUAGAUGAAACCAUAUUGCAAUUAAUUAGUGUGUCACUGCUGUGAUGCCAACUAAUUCAGUGCCCCAUGGAAAGGACGGGGGGAGACUUUUCCAGUGGAGAUUCUUUGUAAAUAGGUUGCAAGAGUAAAACUCAUUUUAAAACAAUGAUCAGUUACAGUUGCUGUCACAAACUCCUUGAAUUAGCUUUUAAAGAAAUUGUCCUCACCUCCCCAAGCCUUUGUUUUGCACUUUACAUAUGCCAAGGCAAUUUUUACACACUUGCUGACAUGACAGAUGUUCAAUUGGACAAGAUAGUAUUACAUGUUUCCCCCUCCCAGGUAGGGGAAAGUGUGUUAUGUCCCAGAACUGAUGAACUGAUUUAGUUAUCUGAUAUCUCUAAGUAGCCCAGACCUUUCUAAAAAGCAUGGAGUACUUACGGACAUUCAUUGCACAUUUGGGGGCUUCCUUGAAUUACAAGUGUGGAGUAUUACUAUUUUAACUGGUGGCCAUAGGAUUAGAGGUUGGGUUAUUUUUUUUUCUCCUUCACGUCCCCACCAUUGCAGCCCCCGGCAGUAAGAUGUCUGGUGCAGUCCUUUUUGUUUCAAGGCAGGCAUUGGUUUGCAGACUCAAUGAUCGUAAAGGUUUUUUCCAGCCUCGUAAGUACAGUGGUGCAUUCCUAGGAAAAAGCUGAUAUACAAAGUUUUUAAUAGUUUGUUAUAACCCUUUCAAAUAUAUCAGCAGUCCUUUUUCAUUGAACAACUUAAGUGAGCAUUUGCCUUGUACAGGAAAUACCUGAUUCACCUGUGGGGAGGGAAAGCAAGUGUACUGCUACUGGUUUUUUUACGCUGGUGGUAUUCUUUUUCCUCUAACCAUUUGAUCCCAACCAUAUGGUCUACCACGAUGUCCACAGGCCUACUCCUGGUUUCUGUAGGAAAAAGCAAGCCAGUACUAACUGCACAUGCUGAAGACUGCAUCCUGCAAUGAUUUACCUUAGAAUAUGGAGGGGGCUUCCACUUUGAAGAAAUAGAAGCCAGCAAAAUAGAGGUUUUAUUUUUUCUUUCAAGUAUAAACUCAUUCUUAAAAGGAAAUACCUAUGUCCAGGUUUAACAUACUAGUUUUAUUACGUGCUGAGUAGAGAAACAGUUUCUUAGAAUAUUUUAGUAUGCCAUUAACUUGAUUAAGUAUGAUGAGCUAUCACUUUUAAAUAGCAUAAUUACAUACUUAAAUAUUAUAUAUAUAUAUACACAUACAUAAUUAUUACAAUUAAUUAAGUUACUUUUUAUAUGUAUGACACGCCAUAUAUCAUACUCUGUACCUUCGUUGUGGAUGUGGUUAAAGUGUAACCUCUUUGCUGAGGCAGUUUCUUAUGAUCAAAGAAAAAUAUUGCCCAACUUGCAUGAGUCUUACAAACACUGAAAGAUCCAGCAGUAAUUGAUAUUUCAACAAACAAAGACAGGCUAGAGGUUUGGGAGGGGAAGCAAAUUAUCAUGGCUUUAAUUUGGACAAAUCCCACUGCCAGCUUUGAGAUUACAGGAAUGUGUUCUAUGACCGCAGGUGGUAUAGAACUCAGGAAAGAUAUUUGUCACAAGCAUGGGCCUACAGAGCAGUUACAUCUUUAUCCACACAUUGUUCCCUUUUGUCUCUCACUCUUUUUCUGUCUUUCAUAGGUGCUUUGGUGCAUAGGUGCUAUAAAUGUGCCUCUGAAAUAACGCUGUAAACUCUGUCUUUAACUUAAACAGUCCUUUAACAGGACUGCCCAGAUCAUGAUUCCACACAGUCAUGGGACACAGGUGGACAUUUCUCACUGCCUGAUGCUCACCUGGGGAAUAUUAGAGUUUCUAAAAAAAUUUACGCAUUCAUUUUUAAAGGGCACACAAAAUACAUAUAUGCUUCAGGGGUUUUCUGGGAAAAAGGUCUAGGACCUCUAAGAUCUAGGGCCAAGGUAUAGAGCUCUAAUGCAUUGAUUACUUAUGGUCCCAUAGAAUUUUCCUCUUACUUCAGUGUUCACUAAGAUUAAACCCAUCAAAAUAAUCAGGAAUUUGGCUUCCCCUGCUUUCAGGGAAGAGAUAUUUUAUAGUACGCAAAUGAAAGCAGCAUGACCUGGCCCUUCAAAAAUUGAAAUACAUCCAGAAAACGACAAAAGGUUGUGUCCCCGUGGAGUGUGAGCAGUUGUGCCACAUCCAUAGGUUUUUGUGUUGCCACUCUUUGGUUGCCCUCUGACAGUGUAGUCCCUCAAUAUAUGAGCAACACUCAGUCCACCUCAUGGUGCCUCUGCCCCAGAGGGCUCACGAGAAAAGAGCAGAGAGGUGAGGUGUUUCUGCAGUGUUGGUCACAGGUCACAGCAUGGUGGGUUUGGAAGGGAGCUCUGCUCUCAGCACAGAGCUUUCUGAAGGUGUGACAGAAAGUAGGGAGCCUUCUUCAACCACAUUCCAGGCAAACUGGAGCUCUUUUCUUUUGUAUCACCCUCUCAGUGUAAGCAGAGAGACUUUCCUUAGUCUAGGAGGAGGAGGGUAAGUGGUUGCUGGGAGUUAGCACGCUCCAGCACACAGCUUUUUACACGGCAGCUAUCCCAGAGCCGAGCAGCUGAAGGUACAGCAAUCUGCUUCUGAAGUCAGGCUGGUCCCGCUAGGAAGAAAAUGCACUUUUCCAGAAUGCAGGAGCAGUGUGUGUGAUUUGUGCCAAAAGUGUGGAAUGAGGAUUGCAGCUGAAGCGGCAGGUAAAUUGCCUGUGAUACACAUACAGCAAAAUAGGCAGUCUUUAGGGUUAUUUGCAUGUGCUCAAAUACAUUUUAUGGUUGAAGCUGAUAGCAGUCUCAUAUAUGUAUGGAAGAGGAGAAGAGUACAGACUUUCCUCUUGGGCCUCAGUCAGGGCCAACCAAAGGAAAUGGGCAUUCUUGGUUUUGUCAUUGUUUCUAGAGAGAGACAAAUUACACCUCUAUCCAUUUUGAUGUCUAUAGGUUUUUCCUCUUUGGGGCUAAAGUCCUCCUUUGUUUGGUCUGAGCUUUACUGUCACAGCCAAAAUCUACAAAAGUUGAUUGUAAAUGCGUUUACAAAUGGAAUUUCAUAGGAUAAGUGCUGUAAGUGUGCCUCUGAAAUAACACUGUAAACUGUCUUUAGCUUCAGGCCAUGAAAUUUGGAAUACCCCGGGCUAGUAGAACCACUUGUCAUUUUCUAGACUUACUAACUAGACCCCCACAUUUUUUGUUGCCAAAUGCAAUUAAAGAUAACCUGUAGUUUAUCACGUUCAUCUCAUGAAAUCCUCAGAGGGAACUUUUCCUAGGAAACAUUGUACAUUUCAGGCAGACACUCGAUACUACUGACUGCAGUGUAGUUCCGUGCUGAAUUCUAAAAGCUUUAGCAAAAGCAUCUGCAUGGAGGAUAGUUCUCAUGCUACACGUCCCACUAGGAGCCAGGUGGAUUGAAAUCCUGCAUGUUGUGCUUUUCAUGAGAACCAAUUACUGGUUUCAUACAUAAGGGCCUGUGGUUAUUUCUUAUACUAAUUUAGGUUUUUGGUUUGGUUUCUGUUUAUUUAACUGUGAUUGAAGUUUGAACCAUAGCUUGCCAGUGUAUGAAGUGAUUUUAAAAGGAAGUGAAACAUCUUUGCCUCAGUUUCCCUUAAGCUUAAAGCUUUGAAUUGCAACUACAGAGCUUCUUGUUGUAAACAAGAUAGUAAUUUAAUGCACUUUAUUUAAAAAAGGCACAAAUUAUUUUCUUUAUAAAAUGUUACAAUUGCACUAUGCUGUAAGAAUUGGUUACUAAAUAUAAACUGUACAGUUUUGUAGUCAACAUUGUAAGUGUUUAGUCAUAAAUGAUUGAAACAAUUACAUGUUUCAGUUAAAUGUUAAUUUUAUAUGUGGUGUAUGUAGCCAUAAAUAAAUUUUCCUUUUUAAAAAAAGAA